This is a messenger RNA of Blumeria graminis f. sp. triticale, 348 nucleotides long. The record is from the annotation of a GenBank genome assembly. Lineage: Eukaryota; Fungi; Ascomycota; Leotiomycetes; Helotiales; Erysiphaceae.
AUGCUUGAAUUUUUCGAGAUAGAGUCCUCAUCAAGUAGGGUUGAUGGUCCAUGGAAGAAAGCCUUUUUGACCAAAAAAACUAGUGAAUACUUUGGAUCGCUUAACGUGCGCUACGAAAUUGUAGUAAACAAUCAUAGAGAAGCUUGCGGAAUAGUUAUCAGGCACCGCACACGUCGGAAAAUAGCCGCAGCCAAUUAUCCUGACAAAGAAGUCGCUGAUCUUCCAAAUCUUAGAAUAUUCCCGGAAAAACAAAUAAUUAGAAUCAUGUGCAUUUUUCAACAGACGUUCCCACUUAUUCCCCCAAAGGUAUCAAAAUCUCUUAAGCGUAAGGCUCCAUCACAGACUUGA